UGCACUAUGUCCCUCGGACACAGCAGAUCACCGAUCCACGAAAAAGAGCCGAAGAUGUCGGCUCGGUCAUGUGAUCAGCUGUGUCCAAUCACAGCUGAUCACAUGGCACUGAUGAUCAGUGUGCCCUGAUGAUCAGUGUGGCCUCAGAAGUGCCAGCUGUCAGUGUCCAUCAGUGCCUUGUGUCAGUGCUGAACAGUUCCACCUGCCAGUGCCCAUCAGUGCCACAUCAAUGCCACAUAUCAGUGCCUACCAGUGCACAUCAAUGCCACAUAUCAGUGCCCUUCUGAGCUGCCUUUCAGUGUCACCCAUCAGUGCCAGUCAGUGCCACCUAUCAAUACCAAUCAGUGCCACCUAUCAGUGC
This is a messenger RNA of Staurois parvus, 361 nucleotides long. The record is from the annotation of a GenBank genome assembly. Lineage: Eukaryota; Metazoa; Chordata; Amphibia; Anura; Ranidae.